Porites evermanni is the source of this 5813-nucleotide messenger RNA. Lineage: Eukaryota; Metazoa; Cnidaria; Anthozoa; Scleractinia; Poritidae. The record is from the annotation of a GenBank genome assembly.
AUGGCGGGCUUCACGCUCGAGGAAAAUUUUGUGUCAAUCGUUAGUCUGUCUUUUACUUUUUUGGAAGCUUUAGUGGCGAUAGUUUUUGCAUUUGUCGUUUGUCGAAAGCUACCAUCAUUGGAGAAAUGGAUAAUUACGUGGCUAGUUUAUGAUGUGCUGACCCAUUUUACGCUGGUAGGGUGGUAUAUGGUGUCACCUUCGUCGACUGGAGGGUUCGAUUUUUCAUUCGCACCCCUACCCCUUACUUAAGAUUGCUCUAAUCCGAACCAUCAAUUUUUUCCGGCGCCCUUUGAAAAAUGAAAUCCAGAAGGGUUAAUUUUUCGUCGGCAACUUUGAAAAGAUAUCCUAAGGGUCCAGAUCCUUGCAGAAAAAAAAUCGAGGGGGUGUGGGUAAAAAAUGGAAUGUCCCAGCAGGUGGUGCAAAGAUCUGAUCGGAAAACAGCAGACUGAAUCGUAAAAAUUCGUAUACUUAAAAGCAGUUUACUUCAAUCUCUAUUAAUGCCUCUUGAUCCUGUAUAGACUAAUUCUCUCCUUGUUUUGCAAGAAAAUGCGAGCCUAUUAGUAAGGAGAAUCUAGUAAUUUAUCAAAAGUGAUCAUUUAGGGUGGGUGUUGUGCACGGGAAUUAAAAUCUAAAUUUCACGGUUAACGGUAAUUAAAACAGACUUUUUACAAAUCACGCAAACUUUAGCGUUUGAUUUUAUUUGUCGCCCAUAUAGUAUUGCAAAACUGAGGUGUCGACUAUAAUUUUUGAGUUAUGCAUACACAAGAAAUAAUUGUUUUCACGUCCUAAAAUACUAAAUUUACACAGGGCUCCUGAUUUACAAUAAUUCACAACUGCAUGCCGUACUCUACACAAGCAGAACUGGUUACACUUUAUUUUUGCAAUCCUUUAGUGUAGUGCAUAUGUGCAAGAACAAUAUCCAGUACUUUUAUAGGUCUCAUAGGGCAGUGACACAGACUACACAAUACACUGUUCACUCUUGUGGCCAGACAACUCUGAUCAUUCGACCUCUACUUGUCUGUAUGCCACAGAGAAAGGUCAUUUCAUCUUCAUCAUUCCUCAGGUCUUCCCUGACAUAAGAAUCUGUGUAAUAUUCUUGCACUUCUUUGGAGUCAUCCUGUUGAUCAUGUGGCUGCAUGUCAGAAGCUGUAGUUUCUAUAUCAUCUGGAAAAUGUUGAGUAGGGGAAACUACUUUUUCUGCUGGUGUAUAUGAGGAAUGGUACAUAAUGAGAGGAAGUGUCGCGGCCUUAAACUUGACUUGACCUUGAUAUAUCAAGUUCCUUGAAAGUUUACAUUGAAAUUAUAUUUCACGAAAAAAAUUAGCUAAUUAUAGACCAUGGUCACGAAUGUCAAGAAAUAAAUUAGUUAUUUCAUGAAUCACGGGAUUACUUUUGUUCACGCAUCACGGAAAUUCUUUCGUUCAUGAUUCACGGCGAUUAAAAAUAGGCGUUCACGGUUCACGGUAAAACCCCUUUCCGACCCUCUCUUUAGUAGCUCCUGAUGAUAGUCAAUAAUCAAAAGUGCAAUUUUUUUUUUCAGGAAGGACCUUUUGUUUAUUUCUCACUUGUUGGUUCUGUCAAUAAUACAAACCACAUCUUAGCUGAAGUGUGUAAGUGAAGAAAUAAAAAAAACCCAAAGCAUUAAAAUUUUCCUUAUGAUAUCAGUGUACUUGGUGUGUUCAAUAAAAAGGACACAAAGAUUUGUUUGGCUGAAUAUGAGAUGAGAUGAUUGAAGGGAUCCCUGUCUAGAUUCUUCGAUAUAAUUUGCUUAAAGGCAUUAGAAGGGAUAGAAUACUAAUGGUAUGCGUGAGAGCAUUAUCGAGUGCAUGCACUAGGGACGGGGGGGGGGGGGUACUUUAGGAUUUUUUGGGUGAGGAUGUGCCUCCAGGACCCUGGAACCCUUAGCCUAUACCAGAGCUAGUUCAGCUGAAUUUUGCUAUCCUGUACUGGACUAAACUUCCCAAAUUCCCCCUAUCCUAAAGUAGCAGUUUUCCAGAAACUACUGAGGUCACUAGCAUAUAGUCCAGCCAAAGCAAAACCGAUUUGACUUUUUUAAAUAUAUUUUUGAGUGGCAAUUCCCAGUCUCAUUAGUCUAGACUAAGAUCUACAACCAAUUUAUUAUUGAUUUAUUGAUACCCAAUUCUAGACCCAAACUCUCUGAUUUAUUUACCCCAUCCCAUAGUAAACUGCUUGAAAACCAUACCCUUCACAGCGGUACAUACUUAAAAAGCCCAUAUGAGGCAGUACCCCCCUGGGACUAAGACAUAUAUAAAUAACUCUGCGAAGACUUUUCUAAAAAAACAUUCUAUUCAAUAAGUAGUUUUCCAUAGCACUGGGGAUUGUAAAACCUUUUAUCUCUUUAUAAUUGGACUUCUAGUUCAUUUUUGUGAAACAAGCAAAAUUAUAAGUAUGUGAAAUUUUGUUUACUGAAGCCAAGAAAGUGUUACUUAACAUUUUUUCAGUAAGCAAAAGCCUAAUUUGUUUCCACUUUCAACACACUAUUGAAUUUAUAUGGCGAUUCACAAAACUAUUUUUGUCUAACGACCUGUUCAGUUGAUCGCCACAGUAUUCAAGAUUUUAAAUACUGUGAAUCGAACUCAGAAAAACGUGGACACCUGAAAAAUUCCAGGAAUGUUGAUUGUGUACUGGCCAAUCACAAUAAAGUUCAGGAUACGCAAGCAAACCUCAAAACCGCAAAUUAAUUACCUUUGCUGUUUGCAGUUUUGCUAUCUGGUGCCUCAUUGGCUUAUUUCUCGCAACACGAUAACAUUCCAUAAAUAUUUCUGGUGUUCACAGUUUCAUGAGUUUCACAGUAAUAGUGCGUUGAAAGUGGAAACAAAUUAGGUUUUUUUCUUUUGCUUACUGAAAUAAAGCAAAAUCAUAGCAUUAGAUGAAGAAUCACUUUUUAAUUGUCAAUCCAUGGAUGCUUUCAAUAGUUUCUUAAUCUCUACUACAUGGUUUUCAGGGAAAGAAUAUGGCAAGGCAGAUUCAAGGUGGCUUUAUUCAGACCCAACAAUUGUUUCUUUAGAGAUUCUUACAGUUGUUAUCACAGGACCUCUUGCCCUGAUGUUAAUUUAUGCCAUUUACUUCAACAAACAUUACAGGUAAAAUAUUGCUUUGAUUUUAUGUCAUUGCCAAGGCUAUGUCUCAGGAAAAUUGAAGGGCUGUGGGGCUGUCAUUAGAAGCUGGCAUUUUUGCUGGCUACUGCAGUAAAAUCAGCCUGCUACUUUCAGUUUGAAAAUGAAUGAAAAAUAACAAAUAUAGGAGCAUCUGAAUUGAAAUACCGUAAAAUUCUGAAAACAUAUUUUUCAAAGGCCCUUUUUGAGGGGCUUAUUUUGGGAGAGGCUUAUAUUCGGAGGAGCCUAUCUACGGAGGGAAAUUUGCAUUUCAAAAUCUAUUGGGCUUGCCUUCAAGUUGGAAGUAAAUUUAUCGUUUUUGCUUUGUUUUACUUUGCAUUUGAGGGCAAUUUUCUAAGAACAAGUCCCUGAGGGGAGGGGGGCUUAUAUUUGGAGGGGCGAUGUCAUGGAGGGUUUUUUACGUUACUGGUUUGGGGGCUUAUAUUUGGAGGGGCUUAUUUUUGGAAUUUUACAGUAUAUGAAAUGAAUCAUAUUUUGAACUGGUGAAAAAGCAGUCAAGCCGGAAUUUUUUCAGGUCCUUUUUCAACCACUUGGUUUGUUCAUUCAACUGCGAAGAUCAUGUUCACUUUCAUAGGAGGAUUUUUGGCAUAAAUGACUAGCUACUUAAUUCCCUGAGAGACCAGCCACUUUAAAACCUUAAUGAAACCCUUGAGAGCUGCUUGACACUGAAAUGCAAAAUUAAAUAUAAUUUAUUCAUGCUAAUAGACCAAUUUCAAUAUUAUUAUAAUUCAGACUUGGCAUCAAGGCUUUGGGGAACAAAACAAAAGAAAUGAUCUUGAGGCUUAGCAAUGAAUAAUACUAACAUUAAUUUCUUUUGUUCAGGGUUCCUACAGAUUUUUUGAUCCAAAAUUCAAAACUUUUUCCAGCCUUUUUUCCAAAACAAUAAUUUCUUUUUCCAGACUAGGUGAUCAAUAGAGACCUUUAAAAAUGCAGGAAUAAAGCUCCUUUCAUCAUACAGUUGAGACUGAAUAAGAUUUGACCAAAACAAAACAAAAAAUCACUUAUAAAUUUGUUGUAGCUUUGAAAAAAAAAAAAAAACUCAAGACUUUUUACCAUUUUCCAGACUUUAUUUCCAUUUUCCAGACUUUUCAAGACUUUUUCAAGAAUUCAAGACUCUGUUAGAACCCUGUUUAUUUUAUUCCCCCCAGCAGAGCCAAGUAUGAAAUUUAACAUAUCGAAAUAAACGGUUUAUUCUCUGUGUUAUUUCAACAGGCAUUUUGUGCAGAUAACACUAUGUGUUUGUGAGCUGUAUGGAGGUAUGACUGCAUUAUGCUAUUUAUCAUUUGCCCUCUUAAUGGAAGUAGGUGUUAUUGAAAGAAAAGUGUUUUCAAGUGCUUUGAAAUAAUGAUUAUUUCUUGGUUAAAUUGUUGAACGUUAAACCCUAAACCAUUGAUGUUGCACCUCCCCUGAAAACUUGUAAGGUCACAACCAAUAUAAUCAGAUGUUCAGAUUAUUGUAUUGUUGAUUAGCAAUAUUCACUAAAAAAGGGAAAUUAUUAGGGACAUCCAUGACCAUGGGUCACUGCAGUCCAUGGACAGUUGUUAGGUGGGUUUUGAGUAAUUAUGUACCAUUUAUUGGCCUGCGUUACAAACAAAAUUAAAGUUCUGGUCAAAUUAGCCUGUGAAAACAUUCGUUUCUCCGCACCCUUCGCCGCUGGGAUGUUUCACAUGGAGGAACGUCUGCGACUCAGCGACAGAAAUUCCAUACUGAUGAUGCAAAUCAAUGUUUACAUAAUAAAUCUGGUAGUCAUGGGGUUCCAAAUAUAAAUUUGUCCAUUUAACGAGUGUUAUGGUCGAUUUUGGUAAAGUGUUGUGUUCAUCUGCCAACAAGCUCCAGUAAAACUCAAAAGCUUCUUCUAGAAAAGACUAUAUUCCACAAAUAUUGACUGUUUUGCCGGAGAUUGUUCGCGUUUACAUUUGAACCUUGUGGCCUUUUAUCUUUCAUUCGUAAACAAUAGCUAAAACAAUGUAACUACUCCAUUGACCAAUCAGCGCUUCUGACCGGAUUCUGGACAGAUUUUACGUCAUCAGUAUGGAAUUUCUGUUGCUGAGUCGCAGAUGUUCCUCUACGCGAAACGUCCCCACCCCCACCCCCCUUGAGUAUGCACCAUGGCCAGCCUGUUAAAAAAGCCAAUCUCGAUUUACUAAUCUGUUUAAAGGGAAAUAUGAAAUGCACUUUUGGAAAUUUGAGUCCUUUGGGGGCCAGAGCAAGGAUCUUGGCACUGCCUUGCAGACAUUGCUAGCCCAGAUAGAUAACAUCCGUGAAGGCUAGUGCCACAUAGGUCUCCAAAUUGUUUAAGAAAACAAAAUUGCAUUCGAAGUGCAAAUACUUUAUAUUUUUAGCUAUGUUGAUUGGAAAUUCUUUGUCCCAAAGUUGCUUUUGAAUAUUUUUGUGAUAAAACAAUAAUUGUUUUAUCUAAAACAGAAUAAGUUAUUUAUUCUGUUUUAAAUAUGAAUAUCUUUAAACAGGCUGGAUGACAUUUUGUCCUGAAUGGCUAGUUGGAAGCCCAAGCUUGGAUACAAGUUUUCCUCUUUACCUCUGGUUAUAUUUAGUAUUUUUCAACGGCCUCUGGGUUAUAUUUCCUCUUCUGUUACUAUGGCACUCUUGGAAAGAGCUGAAAGUAAAGCACAAGUCUAUGACAACAACCACCACAACCUCUAAAAAGAAGAAAAAAUAA